UAACCCAGCAAAGCCAUUUGUCCUUUUGGAAUAGGGCAAAUAGUGGAUGGCAGCAGAAAUCCAACUAAGGCCUGGGAGUGCUGAGGCACAGAGAGGAGAGCACAGCUGAGAGAAGAGGCUGCAGAUAGUGAAAAUCACAUUCAAGUUGGCUCCCAGUUCUUGGUGACACCCUCCCCCAGCUCCUAGAGGGAGACUGUUACAUUAUGAAAUUAAUUGCCAUCCUUUUCCUCUGCUCCAGGCUGCCACUAAGUUUAACGGAGGAGUCCUUCUCACAAGAAAUUGACUGCAAUGAUGAGGAUGUAUUUAAGGCAGUGGACACGGCUUUGAAGAAAUAUAACCAUGGAAACCAUAAAGGCAACCAGUUUGUAUUGUACCGUGUAACUGAGGUCACCAAGAUGGAUGACACUGACACGUUUUAUUCCCUCAAGUAUCAAAUCAAAGAAGGCAACUGUUCUGUUCAAAGUGGCAAAACGUGGCAGGACUGUGACUACAAAGAAUCUGAGCAAGCUGCCACAGGAGAAUGCACAGUGACCGUGGGUAAGAGAGGGAAUGAGAAAUUCUCCGUAGCUACCCAGACCUGCCAGAUUACUCCAGCGGAGGGCCCUGUGGUGACAGCCCAAUAUGACUGCGUUGGCUGCGUGCACCCCAUAUCAACGGCGAGCCCAGAAUUGGAACCCAUCCUGACACAUGCCAUUCAGCAUUUUAACAACAACACUGAUCAUUCCCACCUUUUUGUUCUUAGAGAAGUAAAAAAGGCCCAGGCACAGGUGGUGGCUGGAUGGAACUAUGAAGUUACUUACUCAAUUGUGCAAACAAAUUGUUCCAAGGAGAAUUAUCUAUUCUUAACUCCAGACUGCAAGUCCCUUUCAAAUGGUGAUAUUGGUGAAUGUACGGACAGUGCAUACAUGGAUCCUCAGCUGAGAAUUGCUUCCUUCUCACAGAAGUGUGACCUUUAUCCAGAGGAAGAUUUUGUACCACCACCUCCCGAGAUUUGUCUUGGAUGCCCCACAAAUAUACCUGUCGACAGCCCAGAGCUAGAAGAGGCUCUGAAUCAUUCCAUUGCAAAACUUAAUGCAGAGAAUAACCAAACUUUCUAUUUCAAGAUUGACAGAGUGACUAAAGCAACAGCACAGGUGGUGGCUGGAAUGAAGUAUUAUAUUGAGUUCACGGCCCGGGAAACCACAUGCGCCAAGAAGAGUAAUACAGAAUUGACUGCAAACUGCAUGAUCAAUAAAUUUGGACAAAUUCUAGACUGUAAGGCUAACGUUUAUGUGGUACCUUGGGAGAAAAAAAUUUACCCUACUGUUGACUGUGAACCACUGGAAAAGAUCUCAUUGAUGAAAAGGCCUCCAGGUUUUUCACCUUUCCGAUCAAUACUCAUGGCAGGAACAAAAGAAGGAACAACUGUAAGUCUACCCCACAAUCCCAUGGCUCCUGUUCAAGAUGAAGAGCAGGAUUCAGGAAAAGAACAAGGACCCACUCGUGGGCAUGGUUGGGGCCAUAAAAAGCAAAUGAAACAUGGUCGUGGCCAUGGCCAUAAGCAUGAGCAUGACCACGGCCAUGGGCACCAAAAGGGACAUGGCCUUGGCCUGGCCCAUGGACAUAAACAUGGGCAUGGGCAUGGCCACGGAAAACAUAAAAAUAAAGGAAAAAACAAUGGAAAGCACAAUGGUUGGAGAAAAGAGCACUUGGCAAGUUCUUCUGAAGAGUGUACUACAUCUUCUGCACAGACAGAAGAGAAGACAGAAGGGCCAACAUCCCUCCCUUCCCCAGCCCAGCCAGGUGUAGCUGUUACCUUUCCUGACUUUGAGGACUCAGAUCUCAUUGCAACUGUGAUGCCUAAUAUACCAGCAGUUCCCACAGAGAGUGGUGGUGAUUGGAUCCCUGACAUCCAGAUACAGCCAAAUAGUCUUUCAUUUAACCUGAUAUCAGAUUUUCCAGAAACAACUUCCCCCAAGUGUCCUGGACGGCCCUGGAAACCAGUUAAAGAAAUGAAUCCAACUGUAGAAAUCAAAGAAUUUCAUGAUUUUGACCUCACUGAUUCUUUCUAUUAAUUUAUGUAACCAUGGGUAUUUCUCUAACACUUUCAUCAUCCCCUCCCCAUUAUCUAAAUAUCUGAUAUAAUACACUAAAAACCAUGAAGCUUCAGAACAGCCUAGAGAGAAGUGUUGAGACUCCCAAUGGUGACACCUUCAGUCUCCAUGGAUGAUGUAAAACUGUGUGCAGAAUUGGAAAUCCUUUCUGAGUCUUCCCUACACAUUUUCUUAACUAGCAUAGAAAAUGGAUAAACUAAUGUGCCUCUUGGCCUCCUGCAGUUUGCUUUUCUGGUUACAAAUGUGUGCCUUAACACAUGUCAUUGGUUUUCAUGAAAAGAUUCCUGACGUUCUCAGUAAGUUGUGGCAUCUGGUCCCUGAACCCUUGUGAAAAUAAGGGAAGUCAAGAGACUGAAAGCCGAACUUUUUAAUGAGGAAAAUAAUAAUAAAACUUCCAGAGGUCAAAAAGGGACAACAAGAAAGAAACAUUGGCUAAAGAAAGCACAAGUAGAAGUAAAUUAAUUGACUUUGUUUCCAAAAUGGGCUAGUUAUAUCAAAUAGUUACACUCACUUGACAAAGCUAUUCUGAUAAUUCUCUUUCUGGGCGGGAGUGUUUCUCAUAAGUCAAUACUUUCUGUUUACUCAUUAACUACUUCUUGCAACAAGGCUUUCAAAUAUCAGUUAUCUGUUUAUUUAUCGCUGAGGCUGGAUUAAAUAUUCCUGUUUUCAGCAGCUCUGAGUUUAAUGAUAAGGAUAUAAUACAGAGGCAGGCUUGCUAAGGUAACCAUUUUUAUAGUUGACAAGGGAAUAUCUACAAGGUGCAAUUCAAAUUUUGUUCAAGAAUUUUAUGAGGAAAUUCCUCUCUAGCCUCACUUUAUAAUCACACAAUCUUUUUGCUAUGACACUAAAGAACACUCAUUUUUGCAACAGAGAAUAAUAUGAUUGCCUUUAAUUGCUUUAUAAUGUGAAGGAGGCAUACAUUUUAUGAUCCUUGCUGUGAUUUUGCCUUGGGAAACAUGAUAGGGGUGGAAACGGCUGCACUCACCUGUGGACGAAUGUUUCUCUGCUUGUGUACCUCAUUUACUGGAUGUAUUUGAGUCUCUGAGUUCCUAUUUCAUUUCAAGUAUCUUCUGUACUUUUAAAUAAAGAACCAGCAUGUCAGGAAAAAGUC
Manis pentadactyla (Chinese pangolin) is the source of this 3204-nucleotide messenger RNA. RefSeq names its product kininogen 1 (gene KNG1). The transcript has 10 exons. Gene Ontology annotation, biological process: positive regulation of cytosolic calcium ion concentration; negative regulation of blood coagulation; negative regulation of endopeptidase activity. NCBI's taxonomy places the organism in Eukaryota, Metazoa, Chordata, Mammalia, Pholidota, Manidae. The record is from RefSeq and is a predicted model, not a curated record. Gene Ontology annotation, molecular function: cysteine-type endopeptidase inhibitor activity. The coding region runs from base 204 to 2054 and encodes 616 amino acids. Gene Ontology annotation, cellular component: blood microparticle; extracellular region.